AUGUUCGAAAACGGGUACUCGGAGUUCCGACUCGUCAACGACCUCUCCGAAGCCUGCUCCUGCACACAAAGCGCCGGCAGUUCCGGCUCGGUGCAUGGCGCUGAAGCGGAGGGCGGAGACACCGACUCGGAACCCCGACCAUCUCCAAGCACAAUGUCCACCUCGAUGCCCCUUCAACCCCUCUCAAUACAUAGCUUUGGACAGCUGCCCACCUCUACGGCGACCGCGACGAUCGUCUCCCUCGGCGGGCUUUCAGGACAAAAGGGCUUCUCACAAGCCCUCGUAAAACCCGAGCCACAACUCGAGACCGAGACCGAUGGCGUUUGCAGUAGUCUACAAGCCCUGCCCACCCUCAUCAAACAGCUUCAACAUGGACCCGCGUCAGGGGCGGCUGCCUCGGCCGACUCGUCAACAUCAGAUUCCCCAUCACCACGCCGAGAGUCGGAUUCGAAAACCGGCAUCUUGCAUUUGAACCUCGACCACACCGGGUCAACACUACACGAUGAUAGCGAUGUAGCGUUGAACGCGUCGGCUGGAUCAGAUGCGGCCAUCGAAAUGGGCGACAUGGGCGAUGGCGAUCCAUCUUCAAUGGCACCGAAUGAAACAUUGGCAAAUCUCGUCUCGGCCCUCUUCCCAUCCACCUCUCUACCAAAUGGGCCGCACGACUUCGAUCCAAAGCAAUCACGACGAUCGUUGGGUUCCGUAAUUGAGCGUCUACAUUCCAACGGCACCUCCCCAGUGCCAGAUAGUGGAAAAAGGAAGGCACAUUCGGAUUGGGGAUCGCCUGUCGAGGGAAAGUCGUACCGCCAAGAAACGCCGAAGAAAGAUCUACUCGGCGAUUUUGACGACGAAGAACGACGGAAACGGAAUGCCGAAUGGACCUAUAAGGGGGACUGGACGUGUAAGAAGUGCGGCUCGUUGGUGAACCCGAAGCACCGGACAGCCCAAAAACUCCUUCGCCACAUGGUCUCGCACGGGCCGCGGGCGUGGAGCUGCUCGGGGUGCAACAGCAAAUUCGGGCUGCAUACCUCGUUCGUCUCCCACAACAAAUCGGUGCACAACGGCGAGGCGACGCCCGUCAGCUUGAGGACCAGCGAGCUGGAAGACAUCUGGUUUCAGCUGGCGCACGAGUGCUUCCCCGAUUUUGUCGAUCAGGUCCAUUCUUGUAUCAAGAAGACGACACACGUC
Messenger RNA from Mesorhabditis spiculigera, 1188 nucleotides. The record is from the annotation of a GenBank genome assembly. NCBI's taxonomy places the organism in Eukaryota, Metazoa, Nematoda, Chromadorea, Rhabditida, Rhabditidae.